AGAAGUAAAAACACAGUUAGCGAUUAAAAAGCCACACUAUCUUCUUCAAAGAGAAAAGACUCCGUUCUGCCACAGAAUAUGCACUGGCAAAAAUCAUCUGCUUCAGAGCAUCAGCAGCAGCCACGACCCUAUCAAGGUGUCCGUGUCAAAGAACCGGUGAAGGAGCUACUGAAGAGGAAACGUGGGAAUAUUCAUAGUGUUAAUGCAGCUGCAGCGACAACGGUGGUUUUGCCCCAUCAGCCACUUCCGUCCUAUUCACCAAUUGGUCAGCCUUGCAUUGAUAUGGAUGUUACUGCCUCUUCAUUGCCAGUUACUGAUGAAGGCGCAUUAUGUUCUGGUUGGCUCUCUCAGCCUUCUCCUGCUACCCUACAGCCCUUAACCCAGUGGACAACUUACCCAGAUUAUAUGUCACAUGAAGCAGUCAGCUGUCCAUAUACAGCAGACAUGUAUGUUCAGCCUAUGUGUCCCAGUUAUACACUUGUUGGACCCUCUUCAGUUCUGACUUAUGCAUCCCAGCCAUUGAUCACCAAUUUUGCGCCAAGAAGCACCACUCCAGCUGUUAUGCCGCAGCUGGAGGUGACAGACCAGCAAUCCCCUCUUACCUAUUUCCCAUGGGCUCAGCCCAUUUCUGCAUUACCAGCAUCUACCCUGCAGUAUCAGCCGGCUUCAUCCUCGCUUCCUGGGCCACAGUUUGUUCCACUUCCCAUUUCAAUUCCAGAGCCAGCCCCACAGGAACUUGAGGAUGCAAGAAGAGUGAUCAGCACUCUGCCCAUUGAAAAGCUACUUCUAGAAGACGAAGACAAUGAUACAAUUCUACAUAUUUAUGCAGCUAAAGGUAUGAGGGAAUACACCCUGGCCGCUGCAGAGCGUAUGAGAGAGCUGCGAAGACUAGAUGCCAAGGAGCACAGAGGAAAGACUCCCCUAUUGGUUGCUGUAGCUGCCAGACAACCAGCCAUAGUCUAUGAUUUGAUACUGACAGGGGCUGAUGUCAAUGCUGUGGACGAUAAAGGGCAAUCUGCUUUACACCUCGCGGCAACGUAUGGAUACGCACAAGUCAUUCAGGUUAUUAUGUCACUAGGUUUCCCGUACGAUUUAGAAAUGAAGGAUUUUGAAGGCCAUACCCCACUUCACUGUGCUGUUCUGUCCCAUAAUUCCCUGUUCCGAGAGCAGCAAUGUCACCUUACACUAACCGAGGAACAGAGAAAAGAACUUCAGUACCAGAGUGAGGAGGUGCUAUCAUGUAUCCACCUUCUGGUACAGAUGGGAGCCUCCAUCCACAGCCGAGAUGUUAAAAGCAGCAAGACAGUACUUCAUUACACGGUACAGGAUGGGAACAUCUCUCUGCUCAAGUACUUCUUAGAACUAAAUGCUUUCAUGUCUGAGGACUUUGUCAACAGUAAGGCUCAUGGUAACACAGCUUUGCACAUGGCAGCUGCUCUUUAUCAGGACAAAAAUCAGGAAGAAAUUAUCAAAUUGCUCCUGGACCAUGGGGCAGACCCAAGCAUCCGAAACUUAGACAACGACCAGGCAAUUCACAUGGCACAGUCAGGAAAGGCUGGCGAUCGGGUCAGGCAUUUGCUGAAGAAAGGGAGAGUCACGUCAGCAUUCGUUACCUGCCGUCGAAACGCCAAAUCCUAGAUCACCGACCAAUUCGGACAGGGUUUUGCCUUGGUUUUCUGACAAGGCACCUUCUUUUAGAAAAACUUGAAGUCUUUAAAUCGAGACCAAACGACUUUCUAAAAGAUGCGCUCUAGUUUUGCCAUAAGUUGUUGGGCUCAAUGACAAGGCUCACUGGCUGAAAUUCUGUGGCCUCUGUUGUGUAGGAGGUCAGAUUCUAACUGCCCUUUCUGCCCUUAAAAUCAAUGAAAAACCAAAGGCUUCAGUAAUGAACAGUAUGGUGCAAAUGUGCAGUAGUCACUAAGUUGAGCUCACCAUCGUACGAGUCACUUCCACAUUUAAACCAGUGUAAAUGGUGGAUUCUCUGUAACUUGAAGUCUUUAAGUCAUGAUUUGAGGACUUCAGUGACUCAGCCAGAGGUUAGGGGUCUAUUACAGGAGUGGGUGGGUGAGGUUCUGCAGCCUGCCAUGUGCAGGAGGUCAGAGUACGUGAUCAUAAUGGUCCCUUCUGGCCUUAAAGUCUAUGAGUCUAUGGCAUUGUCAUAGUUCACCCGUGUGACCAAGAGUGUGUCUGAACCGAAGACAUCUAAAGUGAAAAUUCCUCUUGUCCAUGAAGCUACUAUCAGUUCUAUUCCUCAGUAUUUUGCAUGAGAAUAUUGAAGUAGCCACACUUGAAAGCUUGGGUAUCAUGCUUCUGACUCUAAGGGGGAAAACAAAUGCUCACAAGGAUAAAAAUACAGACUAGAUCCUCAGGUGGUGUAGGUCAGCAUAACUCCACUGAAGUCAAUACAGCUGCACUAAUUUACACCAGCUGAGAAUCUAACCCACAUAUUCUAUUUAGCAUUCAGAAAACUUUAUUUAGCAACAGUUCCUGUAUAUAAAAAUAACAGACCUGGCUGAUCAUUUGAUUUCUUCUCUUAGGAUUAUCCUCCUACAGUAUGUGCAAUGACUAAUGGGAUUUUGAAGCUCUAAUCAUGCAGUUAAAAGAGUGCAGGAAAUCACUUUGUCCUACAGAAGAUAGGUAAUGAUUACUGGCGAGCAUGGUGAUGUUAUCUAAUCUGCUUAAUUAGUUUAGUUAGAUUAAUCACAAAGGCAAAAUCAUCAGCAUCAAUCCUAGACUAUCAGUCAUGUGCCCCAAUUGAUGCUAAAAGUAACCCAGAAAAUCAAAAGUUCUGAAGAAGAAAGGCCUGUUGGAUUUUGUUUUCAGGCAUCGAUUUCGUUUAAAAUGCAUUAAAAUUAUUCUUUACAAAACAAAUUACUUAAACCGAGGAAAUUAUCCAGAAUAGUGCCCAACAUCCAUAAUGCUCAUUCGAUAUUUCCUGUCAGAAUAAUCUAUACAACACUGUCAAUCAUAGCAGGAAUUAUGGUCCUGAAAGCAUUAAAAUACAAGAAGCUAGAUUAAUCUCAGCUGCAGCCAAGGAGCACAGGGCACAGGUCCUGUCGGAGGGUGAAAAGGUGGUAUGAACUCAUCCCUGUACUCUCUCAAACCCACAGCUCACUCUGUAUUAUUCCAGUCCCGUGAUGUAAUUUAGAGCAGUCUGAGGGUUGCCAAUGGUCCCAAAGGGCCAACAUGGCAUUGGGAAAUCAACAGAAUGUAGGGAAGCCCCAGUCUGCCCAUUCACUAUGGGCUUCCACUGUGGGCACUGUGGAAUUCAUUGCAGGAAUGAAGCCCAAAGCAUGAAUGGAGAGUAACAUUCUUAGUGGAAUGUGCAUAAUAGUAGAUUCUUUCUAUGAAAAGAUUUGUGAGUUGCUAUGCAAUCGUAGACUGAAAAUAAUGUCUCUCGUGAGUCGAUAGAAAUGAGGGGGAGUAAAGGUGACAUUCUGACAGUUAGUAUCACAGAUGGUAAUUUUCAUUAAUUAUAUUUAAUAAGUUGACUAGAAAGCAUCUUGAUUGUACCUCACUAUCUUCUCAUUGUAGCACAAAUGAAUUUUUAACAAGCGUAAACAGAAAGGUAAAGGAUAAUUUUAUUUUCAUUUUUUUAAUUUUCCUUUUUUUGCAGCAUCUAUGUGACUUAGGAGUUUAAGUCCAAGCAGCUUAGCUAUUGGAGCAUGUGUCUCUGAACGUGACUCUUUCAGCCGUCGCUUUUUGAACAUUAGCGCUCAGUGUGUCCCUCUUGAAUGAUGCUGUUAUAUUGAGAAUCACUACUGAUUUGCACUGGGACUUAGGCUCAUAAGUUACUUACGAGUUUUGAAAAAGAACAUUUAGCCAAAUGUUUAGCAGGUUUAGACUAAAGCUCUUCAGAAACUCUGCUAUAGGUAUUGUAAUUACAGAUUGCUGUAACUCUUAGCCUUCUUCAAACCUUUCCCUCCCUCCCUCUUGGUUACCUACUUUCACUUGCAUCACGUCUACAUACCUGCCAACAUUCUCUGACCAAAAAAAAAGUUGCUUGUAUAUUUGCAUAUAUUUACAUACAUUCAGGCACAAAUCAGCCAAAGCACAUGCCUUCUCAUUUUGAAGCUAUGCUGUAAGACACUCCAGCGUGGGAAUGAAUGCAUGCAUGUGUGAAUGUUCAAUAGGUGACACAUGUGUAAAUGCAAAUAAAUAAAUAAAUGCCGUUGUUUAACUUGCUACCAUCAGACACCUGUGUGAAUAACACUGGGCAUUUAAUACACUUUAAUGCAGCCACUCAUGCAGGUUUUUAUGUGGAA
Gopherus flavomarginatus (Mexican gopher tortoise) is the source of this 4265-nucleotide messenger RNA. RefSeq names its product POU class 2 homeobox associating factor 1 (gene POU2AF1). NCBI's taxonomy places the organism in Eukaryota, Metazoa, Chordata, Testudines, Testudinidae. The coding region runs from base 79 to 1638 and encodes 519 amino acids. Gene Ontology annotation, molecular function: POU domain binding; DNA binding; transcription coactivator activity. The transcript has 12 exons. The record is from RefSeq and is a predicted model, not a curated record. Gene Ontology annotation, cellular component: nucleus; RNA polymerase II transcription regulator complex. Gene Ontology annotation, biological process: positive regulation of transcription by RNA polymerase II.